Messenger RNA from Lactuca sativa (garden lettuce), 2975 nucleotides. RefSeq names its product zinc finger CCCH domain-containing protein 24. The record is from RefSeq and is a predicted model, not a curated record. Gene Ontology annotation, molecular function: protein binding; metal ion binding. Lineage: Eukaryota; Viridiplantae; Streptophyta; Magnoliopsida; Asterales; Asteraceae.
UUCUAAUUCUAUCUCUACCCUUUCGUUUUCUCUCUCUACAAUUUACUCACUCUCACCUUUCUCUCUCUACCUUCGCUUUCGUUGUUAUUUAGAUUAUAUACAUAUAUUAUAUGUAUAUUUGUGGAUAUAUAUAUCAUAGGUUGUAUCGACAUCUUAUGUAUCUAUCUGAAUCAAUCGUUUUCGAGUAAAAAUGGAGUUGGAGGUAGCGAUUCGCUUCCAGUUUUCGUCGCCAUUAUCUUCGAUCUUAGUAUAAGUUUUUCACUUUUUAUACUCCCGUUUGGAUCUGCGUGAAGAUCUGCCGUUAGAGCUGGUUUACAAAGCUCGCCAAGGAAUUUUAUUGAGGUUCCUUUAUAGAAUGUGUAGUGGUCCUGAACCUAACAAAUCUGCUUCAUCAUCAUCAUCCACCACAUCAAAUUCUAACAAAAUGGUCAUGAGUCCACUAACUGUGGAGACCGAAGAUUCUUUUUCAAGCUUACUCGAAUAUGCAGCUAACAAUGACUAUGAAGCCUUCAAACGCUCAAUUGAAAACGACCCAUCAGCAAUCGAUGAAGUCGGAAUGUGGUACGUCCGCAAAAAAGGAUCAAAACAAAUCGUCUUAGAACACCGAACUCCAUUAAUGGUCGCCUCCACUUAUGGCAGCAUUAACGUCUUGAAAUUAAUCAUCUCACAACCCAAAGUCGAUGUCAACUUCGCCUGUGGGCCCGACAAGUUCACCGCCCUCCACUGUGCCACCUCUGGCGGCUCCCCUGCCGCCAUCGAGGCCGUCAAGUUACUUUUAUCGGUCGGUGCUGACCCGAAUCUUGAAGAUGUUAAUGGACAUCGACCUGUUGAUGUCAUCGUUGUCCCCCCGAAGUUAUCCGGUGUGAAAGCUUCCAUUGAAGGACUUUUAAUGAACAAUGGUUUGACUUUGAGUUUGACCAUGAACAUGACCGGAUCUUGGUCUCCAACAAUGUCGUCAUCGCCGGAAAACGGUUCCGGUUCUUGUUCUCCGGUGAUGUCAAAAUUUGAAAACGAAAUUCCGGUGAACUCGGAGAAAAAGGAAUACCCGAUUGACCCGUCUUUACCCGACAUUAAAAACAGCAUUUACUCAACCGAUGAAUUUCGUAUGUUUUCUUUCAAAGUUCGACCGUGUUCACGCGCCUAUUCCCAUGACUGGACGGAAUGUCCGUUUGUCCAUCCUGGAGAAAACGCCCGCAGGCGGGACCCACGCAAGUACCAUUACAGCUGUGUCCCGUGUCCCGAUUUUAGAAAAGGCGCGUGUAGACGCGGUGACAUGUGCGAAUACGCGCACGGCGUAUUCGAAUGUUGGCUUCAUCCCGCGCAAUACCGGACACGGUUAUGUAAAGACGGAACAAGUUGUGCGAGACGCGUUUGCUUUUUUGCUCAUAUGCCGGAGGAGCUCCGGCCGCUUUAUGUCUCCACUGGGUCUGCAGUCCCGUCACCGCGGUCAGCUGCCGCCGGAGCUACUGUUAUGGACAUGGCGGCCGCCUUGAACCUCCUCCCGGGUUCGCCGUCUUCUAUGUCGAUGUCGAUGUCACCCACCGGAAACAGCCCGUGGCCUCAGCCGAAUGUGCCGACACUCCAUCUUCCGGGAAGCAAUCUGCAGUCGAGCCGCUUGAGAUCGUCACUUUCCGCUAGGGACAUACCGCCGGAGGAUUUAAGCUUGUUGCGUGAUUUUGAUUCUCAAUUGCUGAAUGAGUUUGCGUGUUUUUCUCAAUCGCGGAGCUCUCGUUCGAGAACAGCACUUGCUCCGGCGAAUCUUGAAGAUCUUUUCUCGUCGGAGAUUGGUUCUUCUCCGCGAUACUCCGACCAGGUGGCGGCGGGUGGUGGUGGUGGUGGUGGUGUGUUUUCGCCUUCACACAAAUCCACGGUUCUCAACAGCGUGCUUUCUCCGAUCAAUACGAACAGUUUAUUGCAUUCUUCUUUCGGGGUGUCAUCGCCUGGAAGAAUGUCGCCGAGAAGCAUGGAUCAUUCUCCGAUGGCGGCUGCCGCCAGGCUCUCAGCCUUUAACCACCGCGAACAGCUACGCAGUCUCAGCUCACGUGACUUCACCGGAACGGGAUCUCCGGUGGGUCACAAUACAUCAUCUUCUUGGUCGAAAUGGGGGUCUCCCACCGGAAAAGUUGACUGGUCUGUGAACGGGGAGGAGUUUGGGAAACUGAAAAGGUCGUCUUCUUUUGAGCUGAAGAACAAUGGCGGCGGUGGAGGAGGAGGAGGAGGAGGCGGCACGGAUGAGCCGGAUUUGUCAUGGGUUCAAUCGCUAGUGAAGGAAUCACCACCUGAGAUGAUGAAAAACAAGGCGGCGGCACCACCACCGACUGGCGGUGGUGCGGCGGCACCACCAUCCGGUGAGGAUCAUUCAGUAUUAGGAGCUUGGCUUGAGCAGAUGCAACUUGAUCAGCUCGUAGCUUAAAAGCAAAAAGAGAUGGAUUAAAAAUUCAUUGAUCACUUAGAAAUGUUGACAUAUAUAUAUUUAAAAAAAAAGUAUAUAUUCUUUUGAGGCGUCGUUCAUGAAGUGUUUUGGGGUGAAAUUUUUAUAUAUUCUUUUGGGGUGGACGGACGGAAGGAAGGAAGGAAAGAAAAAGAAAAAGAAAGAGAAAGAACCAUCAUCAUCAACAUGAACAUCAACUUUUGAAAAGCUUCUUGUUUGUUCUCUAAUGGCGGAAAGAAAAGACAGGGAAGAAUGAGGAAGAAAUGAAAGGCCUAUAUAUAAGUUAUUGGGUAUUUGUUUCUGUUUCCCUUUCUCCCUGUUAUUUCAUAAUUCUAGUGAUACAUUUGUUUACUACAAUUUUUAUAUGUUGAAACAAUUUCAAUUUUAUUAAUGUUGUUUCGUUUUGGUUUAAAAACCAAGCAAGUACUACUUACUAAUUGGGGGUGUAUUUUGUGCUGCUUGAUUUCUCAAUGGUGGUUACAAAUACUCUGCCUUUUGUUAUGUAAAACAUAUAGCUAUUAUUUUAUUUCGUUUUUUACAUUCA